Messenger RNA from Mesorhabditis belari, 345 nucleotides. NCBI's taxonomy places the organism in Eukaryota, Metazoa, Nematoda, Chromadorea, Rhabditida, Rhabditidae. The record is from the annotation of a GenBank genome assembly.
AUGCUAAAGCUCUUUGUUUUCGCCGCCUUUGUGUCCUGCAUCGUUGCCCAGCUUGGACUUGGAUCAAAUCUUGGAUUGGGACUUGCCGGGCAAAGAGUUAAUGCCGGCUUUGGAGCCAGAACAGGUGGAUGGGGCGGGCAAUCGGGAUAUUACGGUGGACAAUCGGGGUAUUAUGGAGGAGGUCAACCCGGAUAUUAUGGCAGAGGUUCGCCCUAUGGAGUCCAGGCAUACGGUGGCGCUCAACAAGGAGGUUAUUGGGCUGGACGUGGAUUAGGAACUGCUGCGAAUGUCGGACUUGGAGUUCCCACAGGAAUUGCAACCGGCGUUGUUGGAGGUCUCUUGGGC